Molecule: messenger RNA, 1056 nt
Organism: Caenorhabditis bovis
Lineage: Eukaryota; Metazoa; Nematoda; Chromadorea; Rhabditida; Rhabditidae
Source: the annotation of a GenBank genome assembly
AUGAUUUCGAUUCAAACGAUUACCCGAUUUGGGCAAUAUUUCGGAUUCUUUGGAGCUCUUGUCUUCAAUACUAUUGUUUUAACCCUUAACUACUAUAAUGCUCCAACUUCAUUUGGCACCUAUCGUUAUUUAAUUAACGCAUUUUCUAUUUAUGGAAUUGUUUAUGGAUGCAUUGAGAUUCUUACCUUACCGAUAAUGCUACUAGAGGACGUGAAAAAUGAAGCGGCAAAUCAAAUCUACUUUUUCUUCUUUCAGAUAUUCCAUACAAGCGGCGCCGGCAUCCUAGUCAUCGUCGACAGCGUUUUCCGGACGAAUCUCAUCAUCGGAAUGAAGAUCAUUUCAUUAUACUGCGCGUGUUUCUGCUUCUCCCUUUGCAUUCUAUCCACCCAUUUUAUUUAUCGCUCUUUUUCGGUGUGCCGUCCCGAAUGCCUCGCCGCAUUCAGCCCGCGCUAUCUUUGGCUAUGGCUUGUCGGAUGCGCGUCGUUAUCGAUCAUGUGGGGAUGCAUCUGCUAUUUCUUCUGUGGGCCCGAUGACGUGAAAAAUAAGUACUUUGGGCAACGAAUUAUUGUUUAUUAUAAUAUUGAAAUGAACGAAACUGCCUAUAUCGGACCAUUAUAUUAUACUCACAACCCACAUGACGGCACGAGAGCAUAUCGUUGGUCGGAAAUUAUUGCCACGGCUUGCACUUAUAUUAUAAUAAGCAUCACCCUGAAGAUAAUUUUCUUUUGCGGGUAUAAAACCCAUCGAAAACUGUUCCGUUUAUCCGGAAUUAUGUCAAACAAAUCGAGCGAUAUCAACAUCCAAUUACUCAAAACCCUCAUGUGGCAGACAGCUGUUCCGAUGCUCACCAUUUACAUUCCAAUCGCCUUCUUCUACUUUUUUCCGCUUUUCGAGAUUGAUUUGGGCGCUUGGAUGAGCGCUGUCGGCUUCGGCACUUCUCUCUAUCCCGCUCUUGAUCCAUUCAUUGCCAUAUUCAUGAUCAAACCAUUCCGUGAUGCCAUUUUGUGUAGAAAAAAUCGCGUCAGUUAUGAUGUUGGCAGUGCAACAAUCACCUAA